AUAUUAAAGUUUACCUUUUAAAUAAUCAAGCGUGAUUAGUAUUAUGUCGAUAAAGAAGCUUUGUCAAAAGAAACGAGCGUUUGUUUAUACCCGAGUGUUCUCUUUCGUCCGCCAUCUUGAUUUAUAUUUCUCUAUGCUAAUUUAUGCACGCUUAACAUGUGUGACGUCAUAACCUGGGUUGAUCUAAACAUCUUGGCGCGAAAUAUAAAUUUCUAUUUACUUUUACUGCGCCAGAAUGUAUUGCCCGGUUUACGGUUGCACAAGCGAUUACAAAAAGAACAAAGAAAACAAUAUACAUUAUUUUUCAUUUCCGAAAGCGUCAAAUAAAGAAGAGCAGAGAAGGCGAAAUAUCUGGAUCGACUUUUGCAAGCGAAAAAACUUCCGUCCAUCGAAAUGCACUUGCAUGUGUUCCUUACACUUCGCUACUGACUCCUAUGUUCCAUCACAUUCUCCCGAUUUUUUAAAGUCGAUAAAUUUUUUUGGAAAACGUAAGUUAAUUCUCAAACCCGACGCUGUGCCAACUAUAAGAAAAGCACUUGAUUCUGACACCAAUAAAGAAGAGGCAUCAGCAAAAAAGAAGAGGUCGACAGGUAUCCUUUCAAGAAGAAAGGAGGUAGAUGAGUUGAUCGCUCAUGCUGAAAGUUUUGCGGGAAAAGCAGACGAGGGUGAAUCAGAAGGAACCAUACUUGAAAGCAGUGUUAGCGCCAGUGCCAGUGAGACAUGCCAACCAGAGGCGAGGGAGUUAAAAAAACACUCGUCAGUAUCUGUUCAAACUAUCCGUCUAGAAUACGUUGGUAAAAAUGCGGGUACCCAGACAAGUAGGAAGCUUGAAGGAACAAAAUUAACAUGCGUGACAAAAGGAACACAAACCUUCGUCAGCAAUGAAUUUUUUACAAGACUCGAGUCGCUCAAGAAAGCUUCAACAUCCUCACAAACGGAUCCAAUAGAAUGUGACAGUAGUAAUGCAAUUGUAAGUGAAGAAAUCAGGAAAGUGGAAGACGAUGGACAUAGCUUGAACGAUAAGAAAUUGGCUGUGACUGUGGAUUUGGACAAGAAUAAUAUUGAAAAUUCAGACCACGUUAAAGAUGACCACGACGAAAAUGAUGCAGGCGACGAUAGUUGUGACGAAGAGUUUUUACCCACAUCUGGCGAAGAAAGCGAAUCUGAUGAAGAACAUAUCGAAGAUACAAAGACAUGCGAUUCGGUCAUUCUUACAAGUGACAAACCCAUUCAAGAUCAGCUAAAACUGAUUAUAUGCGAGGAAUCAAUUGCGACUAUGUUCAGUGUUUGCUUUAAAUGCGGAAGUCGUUGCACUGUUUCUGUUGGGAACACAAUUGGAAGUUAUUGCACUAUCUACAUAUCAUGCUGUUCAUCAGCAAACCAUGAAAUAACCUGGUCAACAGGCCCUCUUCUGAAUCGAUUGCCAGCGAUGAAUUUACUUAUGGCGUCAACAAUAUUGAGCACAGGCAUGGAGUGCAACAAGACGUUGAGAUUCAUGGAAUCGCUAAAGAUUUUGUGUUUUAAGAGACGCGAGUUUUCAAAUGUCCAAGGUGCCUAUGUUAUACCGGCUGUAGUCAGUGUUUGGAGAACAGAGCAACGGAAACUGUUGUCCGAGAUUGAUGGAAAAUCGAUUGAAAUUGCGUCGGAUAUGAGAGUGGAUAGCCCUGGACACAGUGGGCUCCUUGGAGCUGGAAGCAGUCUUGAUCAAAUAGAAAUGUCAUUCUCGAUACUCAAAUAA
Dendronephthya gigantea is the source of this 1738-nucleotide messenger RNA. RefSeq lists its product as uncharacterized. The record is from RefSeq and is a predicted model, not a curated record. The transcript is spliced from 2 exons. Gene Ontology annotation, molecular function: sequence-specific DNA binding. NCBI's taxonomy places the organism in Eukaryota, Metazoa, Cnidaria, Anthozoa, Malacalcyonacea, Nephtheidae. Bases 236 to 1738 code for a protein of 500 amino acids.